Messenger RNA from Coniophora puteana RWD-64-598 SS2, 1689 nucleotides. RefSeq lists its product as uncharacterized. Bases 1 to 1605 code for a protein of 534 amino acids. The transcript is spliced from 2 exons. The record is from RefSeq and is a predicted model, not a curated record. NCBI's taxonomy places the organism in Eukaryota, Fungi, Basidiomycota, Agaricomycetes, Boletales, Coniophoraceae.
AUGGCGCAGUCGCCUGUUAAAAACAGCUCACGUUCCACCCAUGAGCAUGCGAGAUGGCCGGCUCAAGCAAACAUCCAUUCUCUUCCCCCCGAGCUGCUUGCUCGUAUCAUGCUCCUCACAAUUCGUAGUGUGAUGAUGACGGCCAUAGAUGAUCAGACGCUGGUUUUGUCUCGCGUUUCCCGGCACUGGUGCGACGUCGCCCUUUCCUUCCCUCGUCUUUGGACAAGUUUCACCGCAGACAAACGUUACAGCCUGAAGAAGGCGCGGUUGUUUCUGGAACGCUCCAGGUCCGCUACACUCGACAUCGACAUCGACAUCUCUCCUGCGGCCACCGAGUUUGGCUCGGGUGGGGUUAUAGCUCUCGUCCUGACACAGACGUCAAGGUUCUCCGGACUUGAGGUCACCACCCAUGAGGCGGAGCUUCCUGAUGAAUUAUAUACCAGGCCUGCUCCGAGUCUGGAAAGCUUACGUAUUUUCUACCGACCGGAAUCUUACGUUGACGGCCCAGAUAUACUAGAAAUCCCUCACGAACUCUUUAACGGAGAAACUUCCUCCCUGCGAUCUCUUCUCCUAGGGGGAUGCACGGUGAUAUGGGGCUCCUCGAUUUUCUCUAAACUCAGCGAACUGAAAAUAUAUUCGAAUUCAGACUCGGUUGAUCCGUUUAUCACAAUGGAGCAGAUGGUCACCACUCUCAAAUGCUGCGCACCUACUCUCGAAACGUUGGUCCUCUGUCAGUGCAUGGCGCCCGAGUCAUCCUUACCUCCGUCCUGGGCGAUCCAACCCGGAGCUGUGACACUCUCGCGGCUCAGAAGGCUUGAACUUGAAGCAUUGCCGCUUUCUUUCCUCGCUCACUUCUUGACGUUGGUCGACUUCCCCCCCACAAUCCAGAUCAAGAUCCUGGAAGUCGACAUCCUUGAAAACGAGGCACCUAUAACCACUUCAUUCCCAGUUCUUCCCAGCAAGCUCUUCCUAACCCUGUAUGCCUCACUCAGCCCUUCACGGUACCUUCGCGUUUGCAUCAGAGAAGACCAACUUGACAUCGAUAUGUCGGAUAGUGAUGAACUUAAAGGGGAAGCGCCUUGGUAUCGCAACCGAGUCAAUCCUUGGUUUAAGAUCUCCUUCAUGUGGUCGCAUAUUGGGCAGGGGGUUGACGCGUUUACUCGCACCUUUCACGAACUCGAAGACCUACCUUUGUUGGAGAUCCAUACGCUCGUUAUAGGCGGCUCUUCGGUUCCCUCCAAAUGCUCGUUCUGGGAAGGCUUCUUCCGCAACGCCACUCGGGUUCAGCGCCUCUACCUCGCGCAUUAUAGGCUCGAAGAAGAGCAUCUGGUAAACAUCAUCCAAGUCCUUACCCCCACACACUCCAACCAGGGUGAUGGUGGAGAUGAUGGACUCCUUCUACCGAGUCUUGUGCACCUGCACUUCUCUACAACGCAGAUACAAAACGUGUCCGUGGACCUCAUGCUUGACUUCUUCAAAGGUAGGGCUCAUGUUGGGGCAAGACUAGAACAUGUGACGAUAAGGAAGCCUCGUGAGGUGAACUCGGACCUUCAAGAGUAUGCUGAAUUAAUUGGGGCCAGUCUCGUCACAGAUGGAGACAGCUAGAUGGGAAGAUACUAACAUCCAGCAACUGCGUGAGGCAUGGCGAUGGAGCAGCAUACCAGUGGCACGAAGACAUCGAUAUUUCCG